AUGCAACGUAGUGCCUAUGAUCACACUAUUUUUUAUAAACAUUCUAACCGUGGCAGCGUUUUGUUAAUUGUCUAUGUGGAUGAUAUAGUGAUCAUAGGUGGUGAUGCAACGGGAAUUGAUGCGCUCAAAUCAUUUCUUAAAAAGAAAUUCCAUACAAAAGAUCUGGGCGUAUUGAAGUACUUCCUUGGAAUAGAGUUUGUUCGUUCUAAGAAAGGUAUAUUUCUUUCACAACGGAAAUAUGUGCUAGAAUUACUUGAAGAAUCUUGGCUCUUAGGGUCGAAGCCUUGCAAGCCUCCUAUAGACCAGAGUGUUAAGCUUGUAGCCGGUGAGAGGGAGCCUCUUGAAGAUCCAGAGUGGUAUAGGAGACUGGUGGGGAAAUUAAAUUACCUUACUAUCACUCGUCCGGAUAUUGCUUUUCCGGUGAGUGUGGUGAGUCAGUUCAUGGAGAAUCCGGAAAAAAUCCAUUGGGAAGCUGCAGUUCGAGUUGUGAAGUAUUUGAAGAGUGCUCCUGGGAAAGGAAUUUUGUAUGCCAAUCAUGGGCAUGUGAGCAUUGAGGCCUUCUCUGACGCUUAUUGGGCUGGGUCACCGAGUGACAGGAGGUCGACAACGGGGUAUUGUGUGUUCCUUGGUGGCAACCUAGUGUCGUGGAAAAGUAAGAAACAGGGUGUUGUGGCCCGCUCUAGUGCAGAAUCGGAGUAUAGAGCAAUGGCUCAUGUGGCAUGUGAGGUGACGUGGUUGUGUAAUGUUCUUGGGAGAUUGGUGUAG
Messenger RNA from Ipomoea nil (Japanese morning glory), 765 nucleotides. RefSeq lists its product as uncharacterized. The record is from RefSeq and is a predicted model, not a curated record. The coding region runs from base 1 to 765 and encodes 254 amino acids. The transcript has a single exon. NCBI's taxonomy places the organism in Eukaryota, Viridiplantae, Streptophyta, Magnoliopsida, Solanales, Convolvulaceae.